UUCGUGGCGUAGCUUGUUCAGCUGCUCGUCGAAGCGGCUGUCGGACGGUCGCCUCUUCGCGAUUCUGCGUACAAUGUAGCAGCCAUUUUUGUUCUUAGUUCAUAAUAGCGUGCGCAUAUUUAAUGUAUUUAGGAGAAUAUCUAGAAAAUUUUUCACGAUGACUAUAAUAGUCUUUUUAAUAGAUACAUCUGCAUCUAUGAAUCAAAGAGCUUAUUUGGGCGGACGCCCAACGUUGCUCGAUGUAGCCAAGGGCGCUGUGGAAACAUUCGUAAAGGUACGUCAGCGAUCUCCUGAAAGCAGAGGCGAUAGGUAUAUGCUUCUAACUUUCGAAGAGCCACCCGCGAACAUCAAGGCCGGUUGGAAAGAAAAUUUAGCAACAUUCAUUAAUGAACUGAAGAAUUUGCAAUGCCUGGGACUUACUACAAUGGGUGCUGCAUUAAAGCAUGCAUUCGAUGUUUUAAAUAUAAAUCGUAUGCAAACAGGAAUAGACACUUAUGGACAGGGAAGAUGCCCAUUCUACUUGGAACCAUCUGUGAUUGUUGUUAUAACUGAUGGAGGAAAACUAUCCAGCAAUGCAGGCAUUCAAGAGGAAUUUAACCUGCCAAUGAACUGCCCUAUACCUGGUUCGGAGCUUACCCGAGAACCAUUCAGAUGGGACCAAAGACUGUUUUCAUUGGUUCUAAGGCUAGCUGGUACUCCUGCUGUGGAGAGAGAUUCCGGACUUGUACCAUCUGACUCCUCGCCCAUAGAUGCUAUGUGUGAAGUUACUGGCGGACGUUCGUACUGCAUCACGUCGCAUCGUAUGUUGAUGCAAUGUAUCGACAGUCUGGUGCAAAAGGUGCAGAGCGGCGUGGUGAUUAACUUUGAGAAGAUCGGUCCGGAUCCGCCACCCAUAGACGGAGGCACGAACAGGGACGGUGAGACUGACGAGCCGCAUCCGGAUGAUAAGGAAAUGGAAACUGAUAGCGAAAGAAAUGGGAGAUGGAAUGGCGGUCCAUAUCAAACGAAUAUGGGUAUGAACCAAGCUGCCCCGCAAGCUUGGCAUUCUUGUAGACGCCUCAUAUAUGUACCAAGAACAGUCUCUCAGAAAGGUUUUGCUGUUGGUUUUUGGCCGAUUCCUGAAUCAUUCCGACCAGAUCCUAAUGCGCCUACACUGCCUCCUCGCUCGGCGCAUCCGGUAGUUAAGUUUACAUGUUCCAGCCAAGAACCAAUGGUGAUAGAUAACUUACCGUUUGAUAAAUAUGAACUGGAACCAAGUCCACUGACGCAGUUCAUUUUGGCUAGAAAACAACCCACUAUAUGCUGGCAGGUGUUCGUAGGUAACAGUGGUUGUAAGAACGCUGAAGUGAGCCAUCCGUUUGGAUACCUAAAGGCCUCAACGAAUCUAACUUGUGUCAAUUUGUUUGUCCUGCCGUACAACUAUCCUGUACUUCUACCACUUCUGGAUGAUCUCUUCAAAGUGCACAGGUGCAAACCAACGCCUGAAUGGAAAAUGGCCUUCCAGCAGUAUUUGGAUAGAAUGCCUUCUUAUUAUGUUACGCCACUCCGUCGAGCUUUAACAAAAAUGGGUGCCUCCGCGCCUCUAGUUCAGAGCUUAAUCCCUGAAACUCAAGAUAACUGUUUUAGUUUUUCUGUACUGAAUUAUUUAAAAAGACUGAAGAAUCAAGCUAAGAUAGAAUUUGAGAAAUUGUGCGCCGAUGUAAUUAAUAAGGCUUCGACUAAUAAUAAUCAAAAGAUAGCAGAAAGUGUUCGUGUUAUGCCUCGUUCGCCACUCAAGAAAGAUCUAACAACCCAUCCGUGUCUACAAGAUAAAUUUACUGCGUUGCGUGAUCAGCUCAAUGAGUUUGGCGGCUUCGUAGUGGGUUUAUCUCGUGGGCGCCAUAAGGCUCAAGCACACACUUAUAGGAAUCCAUUUGAUAUACAACGGAGAGAUCUGCUGGACCAGGUGGUGCGAAUGCGUGCAAACUUCCUCCAACCAUCGCUGGCUCAUACACGCCUCGUAGACGAGGACAGUGUGCACUCAAUGCCGGUGGCUCAGAUGGGCAACUACCAGGAGUAUCUCAAACGAAUGACGCCGCAGUUGAGGGAGAUCGAAUCGCAGCCCGUGCGGCAGCAUAUGUUUGGCAAUCCUUUCAAAAUAGAUAAGCGGAUGAUGGUAGACGAAGCGGACAUUGAUCCAAUGGGGACAGUGCGGAGCAGCGGCGGGAGCGGAGUGGGCGGUAAACGCGGCGCCGAGAGCCCGCGCGCCGCUCCACCCAAACGCAAAGCCGGGCCACUACCACCGCACAUUGUAGCGCGUCGCCCAUCGUCACCGUCCCCAGCUGUUAUCUCCCCGCCGAUGUCGCCGGCCCUGCCCCCCGCGCCGAUGUCGCCGGUGUCGCCGGUGCACAGCACGCCGCCCGCGUCGCCCGCUGCGGCGCCGCUGUCGCCCGUGUCGAGGCGGCCAGCUUCGCCCCUCGCGCCCGUGCCCUCGGACUUACCGUCUGGGAGACCGCCUGAGGAGCCACCUAACGUGGAGUCUGGUGGGACACCACAGCCAGCCGGGCCAGCCGCACCAGCCAAUCUGCCGCCUGUCAUCAAACCUUUCCUCAAUGGAGACGCGUACACAACAAUGGGCAGCAAGAUGGCGCGGUCGCCGUCCCCACCGGUACCGGUGCCGGUGCACGAGCCGAUACCGGUGCCGGUGUCGUUGCCACCGCCCCCGGACACGCAGGAGCUACAGAUCAAUGCUAUCCUGCAGGGCGUCGCCGCGGAGAAUAGCAACAACUCACGGAAGAAGAAACGGCGGAAGGAAGAAAACGCGUUGCUAACGUCCGUCCUGCUCCCGCCGCAGCCGUCGCGCAAGGAGCUCGCCGACAUCAAGAAACACAACCUCUCUGUUCGCUCGGAAGUGUAUCGCGCUGUGCGUCGACCGGGCAGAGAUUUUACGAAGUUAUUCGAGUAUUUAAAACAAUUGAAAGGCAGUGUGGAAAUUAAAAAGGAAGUGAUACGAGACGUUAUAAGUGAAUCGCUAAGAUUUAAAAGGAAAGCGCUCGCGAAAUUAUUAGAAGACUUUCUGGUUGGUCUCGAGAAGAAUGGAAGUAGUGCCUCAGUGAAUAUGAAGAGAUUAACUAAUAAUUCUGUGUAUAGUACGAAUAAUCAUAGCUAGUGAUGAAGUUCCAAUGAUUUCACCAAAUUGAACAGUUUGUGCUCAAAUAUGUAUGAAAUAUCAAUGAAUGUGGUAUUUUGUGUAUUUUGCGAAACCGUAUGUUUUACUUAAUAACAUGAAUAAAAUGUUUGAAUUUGCAUGUUUUGUCGUCAUUUGACGGAUUGACUCGCCUCUUUAGGGCUGUGAUGUCUACGGUAUGUUCACGGUGUUUGUUGUCUAUGUUAAGGGAAUCGUUGCGUAUUUACGAAUAUUGUGAUCGAAUGCUCCGCCUGCCUGAUCUCGCCCUACAUGUCGUCAGAAUCAGUUAUUUUACACAAAUACAGACUAAAUAGGUCAUUAGAAAUCGCAUUUAUGGAAGUAUUUAAGAAUUGUGUCUUGCGGUACAUUUUAAUAAAUGAAUGGGCAUUGGAGUCGAAUCUAACGGUAUUGGAGCUAGCGUCAAUCUUUGGUAUAAUAGUUGUUGAAUAUUGCAUAAAACUUUGAAAUGUUCAUUGUUGCUAGUUUAAAAUUUAUAAAAGUUACCAAAUGAUCGCCGAGUGUGACUCGGCGUCGGUGUUAAAGUAGAUGAAUUUCGUUUUAGUCAACCGUGUUAGGAAAGAAAGGUCGAGUCUAAUCCUUUUUAAUCACACUGUACUGUUUUCCUGUGGCAUUUAAUUUAUGACGUACCAUUUCAAAGGUUCAGUGUUCUUAGCUUAUCCUCGAUUUCAAUGAAAGGAACUGUUCGAAAUUAAAACCCAAGUAUUUUUGGAUGAUAUGAAUUCAAUGGAAGAUUGUAAAUAUACUGUACAUAUUAGUUUGUAACAAUAUUACCAAUGAAGAGUAGGAUGCUGUUGUGCAUCAGUAAAUGCGGCCUUUAGUAGGACAAGACCUUUGCGAAUCUGACUUUUGGUUAAUUAGGUAUUAAUGAAAUAUUUUACACGCUUAAAGUAUUGAAAUAAAGUAUCAUUCCCAGUAUUUGUUGAAUGAUCAGAUUCGAGGACGGUCCUGUUACGCUAGCGGUCGUCUUGUCAAUUGUAAAGUGUAUAUAUCAUUUUAUAAAAUAAAUUAUGAUCCUUAUUGGAUUUUUUAA
Colias croceus (clouded yellow) is the source of this 4217-nucleotide messenger RNA. It is a transcript of the gene IntS6, whose product is annotated as integrator complex subunit 6. Lineage: Eukaryota; Metazoa; Arthropoda; Insecta; Lepidoptera; Pieridae. The transcript has 16 exons. Bases 158 to 3148 code for a protein of 996 amino acids. Gene Ontology annotation, cellular component: integrator complex. The record is from RefSeq and is a predicted model, not a curated record. Gene Ontology annotation, biological process: snRNA 3'-end processing.